CUUAAACCCGGCGUCAAGUACCGAAUGAUUCAUUUCUUUCUUCUCCCCGCCAUUUUGUAACAAGCAGUCUACAAAUUUAAUCUCGUGCGUAAUAUAAAGUUUAGUGAAUAUUUUGUGAAAAAAUAGUGUUUACGAUUUAUUUUAUAUACAAUGGUCCCGCAAACGAAAGUGUUCGUCGGUAGCCUGCCGCAGGGCUCGAAGCCCGAGGAUCUUCGCAAGCUCUUCGAACGCUUCGGGAUCGUCACAGAAUGUGAUAUCAUGAACCGGUGCGGCUUCGUGCACAUGCAGACGGAGGAGCAGGCGUCGGCCGCUAUCCGUAGCCUCAAUAAUACCACGUUCAACGGCGCCGUGAUCUCGGUGGAGCGGGGCCGCAUCAAGGAACGUGGGCAGCGUGGCGGCGGACGCGGCGGGAUGCGCGGAGGUAUGCGUGGCGGCAUGGAGCGGCGCGGCGGCGGGCCCAUGCGCGGCGCACGCGACGCGCCCUACAUGCGCGAGGCGCGGCCGCUCGGCCACAUGCGCGCCGGCGACAUGCGCGGCCCGCCGAUGCCCGCCAUGGGCAUGGGCGCGCGCAACGGCAUGGGUUAUGAGCGUGGACCCGAGCGAGCGCCGGCUGGCUAUGACGACCGCUACAACGGCUACGGCGGCGAAGACAGGCGCGGCUUCGCGCUCAUGGACGGUCGUGCGCGCGAUCCUUACGCAGCUCCGGCGCCGCUGUACCCGGAGGAGCGGCGCGGCUACGGCGUGGAGGAGAUCCCCGUGCUGGACAGCUACGAGCGCCGCGCGCCGAUGUACGACGACCGUGAGCUGCUGGACCGACGCGCACCCAUGCGCGGCGCGCCCAUCCCCAUGGUGGGCGGCUACGACCGCCCCGCGCCGCGCGCAGCGCCCAUGGGCAAUGGCGACAUGUUCAGCAGGCGCUCCCCCAUGCACAGCGGCUACGACCGGGACCCCUACGCACAGCAGUACGCCCCCAUGGGACGCGGGGCCGGCGGCGCGGCGCGCGGCGGUAGAGACGGCGGCAUGGCGCCGCGCCGCUACUGAGCGGCGGCGUCCGGGCGGCCGGAUAACUAGCAUAAGUAGCAUAAGUCCACGUGAACAAACUGUACAGUCUACCCGAACGGUACACGUAUCGAGGCGUCGCGUCGCGUUCGUAAGCGAUAUGUGAGCGGUGCGGACGACCGCAGUAGGUUGAGAUUACACGGUAAGCCGACGUAGAUGUAAGGAACCGAUUCAUCAUGUGAAAUUAAAAAAAUAAAUGUAAGUGAUUUGUACGGCCGAUUUUCAUUUUACCUGAACAAGUCGCACGGUAUGCGGUCAGCGUAUCGCGCCCCGAAACAAUGUCGGAAUAAUUUAUUAAGAAUCUAGUUUAAGUUGUAAAUUGUCAUAUAGAUUAAACUUUCUUAUUGGUAGCAUC
This is a messenger RNA of Galleria mellonella (greater wax moth), 1414 nucleotides long. RefSeq names its product RNA-binding protein lark-like (gene Bmp-2). Gene Ontology annotation, biological process: mRNA splicing, via spliceosome. The transcript has 4 exons. NCBI's taxonomy places the organism in Eukaryota, Metazoa, Arthropoda, Insecta, Lepidoptera, Pyralidae. The record is from RefSeq and is a predicted model, not a curated record. Gene Ontology annotation, cellular component: nuclear speck. The coding region runs from base 151 to 1041 and encodes 296 amino acids. Gene Ontology annotation, molecular function: mRNA binding.